Messenger RNA from Lentinula edodes (shiitake mushroom), 1459 nucleotides. RefSeq names its product ubiquitin-protein ligase molybdopterin-converting factor. Gene Ontology annotation, biological process: cyclic threonylcarbamoyladenosine biosynthetic process. The record is from RefSeq and is a predicted model, not a curated record. The coding region runs from base 17 to 1459 and encodes 480 amino acids. Gene Ontology annotation, molecular function: tRNA threonylcarbamoyladenosine dehydratase activity; ubiquitin-like modifier activating enzyme activity. Gene Ontology annotation, cellular component: mitochondrial outer membrane. Lineage: Eukaryota; Fungi; Basidiomycota; Agaricomycetes; Agaricales; Omphalotaceae. The transcript is spliced from 6 exons.
CUCGGCCUCAACUUUGAUGGAUAAUUUUCGUUCUCAUCAAGCUCAACUCAUUGCUACUGCCCUUGCUGCCUCGGCCGCAACUGCAGGACUUAUUGCCUCAUAUAAUGCCUAUACACGUCGAGCGAAGAGAAAAGAUUUAAAUGACGAAGUUCUGAGAUCUAUACAGUCAAAUGGAUCCAACUUCAAUAUCCAGAAGCUCCAAUUGUCAAAUUCUGAAGAUGGGCUUUCUUUUCCUCCGAAGUCUUUAGAAAGCUCUGGAAAUAUGUACAAUGAAGAACUCAUACGGGAGCAGCUGGCAAGGAAUUAUGCUUUCUUCGGAGAGGAAGGAAUGAAGAAAGUUCGAGGCGGAGCAGUAGUUGUCGUUGGAUGCGGAGGUGUUGGAAGUUGGGCUGCAGUUAUGCUUGCUAGAUCUGGAGUGUCAAAAAUUCGCCUCGUUGACUUUGACUAUGUCACCCUCUCAUCAUUGAAUCGUCAUGCUACUGCUUCGCCAGAAGAUGUCGGCACACCAAAAGUUAGAUGCAUAGAGAGAACACUGAAGUCCGUGGCAAAGUGGAUCGAGGUAGAUGCCAGAGUUGAGAUAUGGCGUAAGGAGGAAGGAGGUGUACUGCUUGAGGGCGCAGAUUGGGUUAUAGAUGCUAUUGACAAUAUUCAAACAAAAGUCGACCUCUUGAAAUACUGUACCGACAACAGUAUCAAGGUGUUUGCAUCCAUGGGUGCUGGUGCCAAGUGUGACCCGACUCGCGUUCAAAUUAGUGACAUCUCAUAUACUAUAUACGAUCCCCUUGCACGCUCUGUUCGUCGCCGCCUUCGUCUCCUUGGUGUAUCGUCCGGCAUUCCCGUCGUGUAUUCAACAGAAGUUCCCAGUGAAGUUAAGCUACUUCCUUUAGAUGAGGAAGAAUUCAAAAAGGGUCCAGUCAAAGAAUUGGGAGCAUUCGACGAUUUUCGCGUACGGAUCUUACCUGUCCUAGGCCCAUUACCAUCCAUUUUUGGCCUUCACAUUGCAACCUACAUUCUUUGUGAGCUGGCCGGAAAACCGAUCGUGAAUCCCCUUCCUAUCAAAGCUCGGAGAAAACUCUACGAACGGCUCUGGAAGGAUCUAUUGCAUCGAGAAGAGAAGUUGGUUGGUCAUACAUUGAACCGGAUUCCACUUGACGAAGACGACAUUGCAUUGAUAUUCGAAGAUAUAUAUCGCGGAAGAUCUGUCAUACCUCCCCACGAAGUACCGACUAAGCCAGCGCUUGUCCGCUGGGAUCUCACGCAACCUCUUACAUUGAAGAACUGUGUCGUAAUGGAGGAAAAGGACACGGUGAAGCAUAUCGAGGCCUGGUAUGCAUGGCUUGAGAAGACAAAUGAUGAAGAUGCUCUGUUCUCACCCGCGGGCAUAUGGGGAAGUGAAGUGGAAGAGGUGGUUACGAAGAGAGCGAAGGAGAUAGAGAGUGUGCAGGAAUGGAGAGCGUAG